AUGAGGGUGCUUGAGAUCUAUACUAGACCUCUGGUUACAAAAGAAAGUGCAUUCCUCUGGAUCGAUUCCUUUCGUCUUGAGAACAUCGACGUCAUCUACGAUUUACGCCUAGAUGACGCGAAAGCUCGAAAGAAAUUGUUCGAUUACCUCGAAGAGAGGCAUCCUGGUGGCGAAUCCAUAUGGCACAGCCUCGUGCAGAAUUUCCACAGCCAUGAUGUAGUCAAAUUUCCAGAGUACGCUACUCGACCACGCUCAAUCGAAACCAUUGUUACCUGGGUAUAUUUCUUCACAGAAGCUCGACAGGGUGUUCUACUGAAGGGGAAGGACUUCGACGCAUUAGUCCUCGAUGAAGUUGUAACAGCGGAGCAAAGGAAACCGAAAAAGAAGAACAAGUCGAGGAAACGUAAAGGUGCCAAAUCGGGGGAGCUGCCAGUUGCUCAAGAGAAGUGCACAUCUCAGGAUCUUCCUGUGUCUCUUGAACAAUCUCCACAGGGGGACGACACGCUAUCGCAAGAGGAGCCUGUAACUCAAGAACAACACACAUCUCCAGAGCAAGCUAUACCCCAGGAAGAGCCCCAUACCAAAAAGCAGCGCUUAUCUCGAGAGCUAUCGACCACGCCUACACCUUGUGCACCUACACCCCUUUCAACGCUGGCAGAGUCGGAGGAGGAGAGCGAGCAGAAGCAGUCAACAAAGCACUUGAAGAAGCAGAGGAAGAAGCAGUCGAGAUGGGAGAAGAAACAUGGCAAGGCAGAAAAAUCCGACGCUACUAAGCAGGCAGCCUCAAUCACAGUGGAGGAGUCUUCGCCAUCCGUUGUCGCGAAGGCCGAUGACGGUGGUGACAGUGUUACUGGAAACGCCGACAUGAAUAGCGACGGUGCUAUUGGCAGCAGUGUUAUCAACGACGGUGGUGACCUUGGUGGCCACCUGUCUGCGGCUGAUUCGGCUCCUAGCGAUGAAGCGCCUACCAAUCAAGAGACGGUUCAAGACCAUCCAAGCAACAGGUACGAAGUUUUGAUGGCCAAGCCGUCGAAGCCCGCUAAGAGGUCAGCCGGAAAGCUAGCAUUUCAUACCGAUAGUGAAGAUGAUAUGAAGAAGGCCAUGGAGGAGAGUCUUCUGAAUGACCCGGGUAGCUGGUCAAAGGUGCAAGGGCGCGCGAAACUGCGACCAAAACAGAAGCAGAAACAGCGCACCGACGAUCGCAAGAGUAUCCAAGAUGCGUACAGAGAGAGAGGCUAUGCAACUGCUGUUACCGAUCCACAGUUGGACAGGGCAAGAGCUGAAGUGAAAUCGAGAGGAGUUCGGGCGGACUAUCUCAGAUCUAAAAUAUCAAGAUUGUCUGCUCUAAUACCAGGUGAGGGUAGCACCGAAUCAAUCAAAGAACACAAGAGCACCGCUCGCGGGCAGCCUACAUCCUGGUCAGCGCUUUUCAAGUCUACGGAGAAUGACAUGGGGCGCAACUCUCCUCAAACAGCCGCUCCGUCUACGAAGGCUCUCGACACGCAACCUCGUACCGCAACUGUCACGGAGAACCGUGAACCCAUUCAGGAAAGUGCACAAUCUGCGAGCCCUCACAUUCUUGCGCAAUCAGAACCACCCGUCAGGCAAGAGGAAUUCAAAGACUUAAAGCCGUCUAAGGUUGUCGCCGGCGCGGCAUCGACUCCCACAUCAGGCACAGAGAACAUCGAGUCAAUCAAGGAGACCGUACGGCCUGUGAGCCAUCACACGGCUAUGCAAUCACAACCGCCAGUUGUUCAAGAGAGUCCCAAGGAUCUGAAGCCGUCGAAGGUCGUUGCGGGCGCAGGAACGACCUCAACAUCAGGCACAGAGAAGAGCGGUUCCAUCAAGGAGACAGUACAGCCUGUGGAUUCUCAAAUAACUGCGCAACAAGGAAGUCCGGCAGAGAAGGGGGUAUCGGGGGACUUUACGCCAUCUCAAGAUGCUGCGGGUGCGGGAUCGAUUUCCACAUCCGGCACAGAGAACAGCGGUCCGAUCAAGGAGACGGUACUGCCUGCAGACCCUCGAGACAUUACGGAUGCGGAACUCCCGGCAGAGAAGGAGAAAUCCAAGGACCUCGCGCCAUGCGACGAUGCUGCUGGUGCAAAAUCAACUGCUGCGCCCAGCGCAAAGAACGAAGGCUUCACCACAGAGAUCGCACAAACUGUCGACCCUCACUCCUUUGCGCAAACAAGGAGACCGAUGGACGAGGAGGCUCCCGAAACUCGCCAUAGGCGUAGGGCCAGCUCGCCGCCAUCUGUGAGUUCUCUCACUCCUUCGCAACCGCAACUGCCGGUGUAUGAAGAGGAGUCCAAGGACUGCAACGUUCAUGAGGACGGUCCGCCGCCACCUGUGAGUCCUCACGCUUCUGCGCAAUCGCAACCGCCAGUUGAUGAAGAGAAAUCCAAGGACUACAACGGCCAUGAGGACCACGCAGAAGCAAUUCCGGAAGAUGAUACCCCAAGCCAGCCUUCAAUCGUGGUCGACUCGACCAUGUCGCAUGUGGAGCAGUGGCUUGCAAGCAAAUAUGCGGCUGCCUUUGCCGGGCUCACGCAAGCGGAAAUAGACAAUGCACACUGGCGACCUCAGCAGUCAACAUCAAUUUAG
Alternaria incomplexa is the source of this 2604-nucleotide messenger RNA. RefSeq lists its product as uncharacterized. The coding region runs from base 1 to 2604 and encodes 867 amino acids. The transcript has a single exon. The record is from RefSeq and is a predicted model, not a curated record. Lineage: Eukaryota; Fungi; Ascomycota; Dothideomycetes; Pleosporales; Pleosporaceae.